Molecule: messenger RNA, 2766 nt
Organism: Athalia rosae (coleseed sawfly)
Lineage: Eukaryota; Metazoa; Arthropoda; Insecta; Hymenoptera; Athaliidae
Gene: Acadvl
Product: very long-chain specific acyl-CoA dehydrogenase, mitochondrial
Exons: 8
Coding region: 321-2219 (632 amino acids)
Molecular function (GO): fatty-acyl-CoA binding; very-long-chain fatty acyl-CoA dehydrogenase activity; flavin adenine dinucleotide binding
Source: RefSeq, a predicted model, not a curated record
GGCUAGGGACUAGAUUGGAACAAUUGUGCAUGCACUCUCGUGUAGUUGCCUGUGCAUAAAUACUGUCGAUUAGGUACAAAAAAACUGAAAAAGACCCAACGACGAUGUGUGAGCAUUAAGAAUAGACCUUUACUCAAUGGUAUGAGUGUCGGUAGUCUGUGGCGUCACACUGUUAACAACGUUGGAUUGAAUAGUCGUAUUUCUGAUGUGCACUUUGCCCUAUCGUGGUAGUGCCCAGUGUUCGUAACGUCUCAUCGCAAUUGUUCUAAUUGCAAGUAAUAAAAUCAGCGGCAAGGUGACGGUAAAUUACGCAUCUGAAGAUGAUCAAAGUAUCGAAAUUCGUCUGUCAAACUCCGAGAAAUUUCAAUAAAUUUAUUGAAAUAAACUCAAGAUGUAUGGCAACUCAGGCUGCGACAAAAACUGUCAAGUUGGAAAAAAAGGCUGCGGAGAAAUCUGCCAAGGAUUCUCAGUCUUUUGUCAUGAACAUAUUCAGAGGCCAGGUUCAGUCUAAUCAGCUGUUUCCUUACCCAGAACCCCUUAGUAUGGAGCAGAGAGAAACUUUAACGAUGUUCAUAGAUCCGGUGCAGAAAUUUUUUGAGGAAGUCAACAACCCCGCUAAGAAUGAUGACACUGCAGCGAUUGAUGAGAAGACAGCCACAGCUCUCUGGGAACUUGGUGCAUUCGGACUCCAAGUACCCAUAGAUUACGGUGGCUCUGGUCUUACCAAUACUCAGUAUGCAGCUUGUGUGGAAAUAGUCGGAGCCCAUGAUUUAGGAGUUGGAAUAACCCUUGGCGCCCAUCAGAGUAUCGGAUUCAAGGGUAUUCUUUUGUAUGGAACUCCGGAGCAGAAGUCUAAAUAUCUACCAAGAGUCACCUCUACCGAUUAUGCAGCAUUUUGUUUGACAGAACCGUCAUCUGGUUCAGACGCUGGCUCGAUUAGAUCACGAGCUGUGAAGUCUGCAGAUGGUUCACACUAUGUUCUUAAUGGCAGCAAAAUUUGGAUAUCCAAUGGGGGAAUUGCAGAAAUAAUGACUGUCUUUGCACAAGUACCAGUCAUUGAUCCAGUUACUGGCACAACCAAAGAUAAGGUCACAGCUUUUAUUGUUGAAAGAUCGUUCGGAGGUGUCACCAGCGGGCCACCGGAAAAAAAAAUGGGCAUCAAGUGUAGCAAUACCGCGGAAGUUUAUUAUGAAGAUGUUAAAAUUCCAGCUGAAAAUGUUCUUGGACAAGAAGGAGAAGGAUUCAAGGUCGCAAUGAAUAUACUGAACAACGGUCGUUUCGGAAUGGCUGCUGCGUUAUCCGGAACGAUGCGUUCUUGCAUAAAAAAAGCUACAGAUUUUGCUACUCAGAGACUCCAGUUUGGACGUAAAAUCGACAGCUACGGAUCAAUUCAGGAAAAACUAGCACGCAUGUCGAUUUUUCAUUAUGUAACUGAAUCCUUAGCCUACAUGAUCUCUGGAAACAUGGACAAAGGCAGUCAAGACUAUCAACUCGAAGCUGCGAUUUCCAAGUGCUUUGCUUCUGAGUCUGCAUGGAGUGUUUGCGACGAGUCGAUACAAAUACUCGGAGGGAUGGGAUACAUGAAAGAUACAGGCUUAGAGCGUGUAAUGCGAGAUCUUAGAAUCUUCAGGAUAUUUGAAGGAACGAAUGAUAUUCUCCGAUUAUUCGUUGCAUUGACUGGAAUCCAGUUCUCAGGUAGCCAUCUCAAGGAGCUCCAAAAAGCUUUCAAAAAUCCCACAGCCAACCUGGGUCUCAUAUUCGGUGAGGCGACCAAAAGAGCUACGAGAGCUGUAGGGCUCCAGUCGCCUCCGAAUUUCUCACACCUGGUUCAUCCAGACCUCGCAGAUAGCGCCAUUCUCUGCGCUAAGAGCGUCGAAGCUUUUGGACAAGCUAUAGAAGGUGCCUUGAUUAAAUACGGUCGAGGAGUAGUGGAGGAGCAAUUCAUUUUGAAUCGAUACGCACAAGUUGCAAUAGACAUUUAUACAAUGGCGACAGUUCUCAGCAGAGCUACGAUGAGCCUUAAUAAAAAUUUGCCCACAGCUGCCCACGAACUUGCAAUGACUCAAGCCUGGUGUUUCGAAGCUUCCGCAAGAGUGGCUGACAAUCUUCGAAUAGCGAAUUCAACUAAGCAUCUGGACCUUUUCAGCAAAUUCGGUCAAAUUUCGCGCAAUAUAUGCGAAUCUGGCGGUAUAGUUCAGACGAAUCCUCUGAACUUGUGAAAUGAGGUUGUUCGAAACAUUGAAAUCUGUUCCUGAGCAAGCCAGGACUAGAAAAGAAAAAAAAUCGGCAACAACACCUUAAAACUAUCAAAUGAACGAAAAAUGCCAGAUUUAAUAUCAUUACCUGUCUGUGCCUCUCCAAUGAAGAUAAAAAGAUUUUUUUGUAGAGAAUAAAACCAUUAUUUCGUUUUAUCCAACGUCUAGCAAAAGCACGGUAAAAAUAACAAAAAUUUUGUUUUAUUCUCCGAUAGAACUCGCAAGUAUCAAUGCAAAAUAGUCCAAGCCUGUGAAUUGAAUACCAUUUUUUGUUUCUUCAAAAAAACAUCAAAUGAGCUUGCUGAAACAAUCACAUGGAUAGAGAACUUAUUCUUCCCCAUCAAUAAUUGUGAAUAUUUCAAUUAUAAAACACACGUACAAAUAGUAAUAUAAUAUUAGAACAUGUAUAUUAAAAAUAUGGGUGACAAGAACUGGAGUACUGUUAUACAAAAUCAAACCGAAUGAUCAUAAUGAUUGUUAUUAUUAGAAAAUGGAAAAGGAGUGAAUUCGU